Messenger RNA from Nanorana parkeri, 3462 nucleotides. RefSeq names its product bromodomain testis associated (gene BRDT). NCBI's taxonomy places the organism in Eukaryota, Metazoa, Chordata, Amphibia, Anura, Dicroglossidae. The transcript is spliced from 26 exons. Gene Ontology annotation, cellular component: chromatin; nucleus. The record is from RefSeq and is a predicted model, not a curated record. Gene Ontology annotation, biological process: chromatin remodeling; positive regulation of transcription elongation by RNA polymerase II. The coding region runs from base 1 to 3426 and encodes 1141 amino acids.
AUGUUAAGCCGGCAACUGCACUCCUCUGCUAUAAAUCCUCCACCCCCGGAAUAUAUUAAUCGGAAUAAGACCGGACGCCUGACCAAUCAACUACAAUACUUGGAAAAGGUUGUUUUAAAGGCGUUAUGGAAGCACAAUUUUUCCUGGCCGUUCCAGCAGCCUGUAGAUGCUGUAAAGCUGAACCUCCCUGAUUAUUAUCAAAUCAUAAAGAAUCCAAUGGAUUUGGGUGCUGUAAGGAAGAGGCUGGAGUACAAUUACUAUACAAAUGCUAUGGAGUGCAUGAAAGAUAUCAACACCAUGUUUACCAACUGUUAUAUUUAUAAUAAGCCAAAGGAUGAUAUUGUGUUAAUGGCACAAGAACUGGAAAAAGUUUUCAUGGAGACCAUUGCUGACAUGCCUCAUGAAGAAAUUGAACUUUCAGUUGUGGGGAACAGAAGUGUUAAGAGCAAGCCAAAAUUUUCUUCUGAAGGAGCAGAAGAAUCUCGAGAGGAGAGUGAGUGCACUCCCACACCUAAGAAAAAAGUGACUUCUCAAAAAUUCCACAGAAAUCCAUUUCCACGUCCAGUUGUAGCAUUGCUACCUCAGCGAACUACCCUUGUGCCUCUAUCUAUUUUCAGGAAUACAAAAUCUGCUUCUUCUAGCCCAGGAACCAAAGUUAAUAAGGGCAUUAAAAGGAAAGCAGACACUACUACACCUGCUGUGUCAGUCAUUGCAAAGAACUGCGAAUCGUCUCCAACCCAUCUUAAACCAAAGCAGACAGAUAUACCCCCAAGAAAGGAAAAUACAUUUGCAGACACUUCGAGCAAAGAUCUUCCUGAUUCUCAACAAGUGGAAACCAACAACUCUAAUCAAUCAAGUGAACAGCUGAAACACUGCAAUAGCAUUUUAAAUGAGUUAAUGUCGAAAAAGCAUGCUAACUAUGCUUGGCCUCUCUACAAACCUGCUGAUUCUUCAGUGCUUUCCUUUCCUGGUUCAGGUGACCUUGUUUCCUGUCCCAUGGAUUUGACAACUAUCAGAGAUAAAAUGGAGAAUGGACAAUACAAAGAUACCUGUAAGUUUGCAUCUGAUAUUCGCCUAAUGUUUGGAAACUGUUAUAAGUGCAAUCCUCCAGACAGCGAAGUGGUUAACAUGGCCCGGAAAUUACAGGAUGUUUUUGAGAUGUUGUUUGCGAAAAUCCCUGAUGAACCAGUUGAUUGUACAACUCAAAAUUCAUUCAAAACAUCAUCCAGUGAAAGCAGCAAUACAAGUUCCUCUUCUUCGUCCUCUGAUUCUGAAGCUGAGAGGUCACGACAGCUGGCCCUUUUACAAGAGCAGCUGAAAAUGGUACAAGAGCAACUUAAGGUUUUAACUAAGGGCACUGCUCCCAAGAAGAAAGUAAAGAAAGAGAAGAGUAAGAAAAAAAAUAAAGGCAAGAAAAAACGAAUGAUGAUGUUGAAGAAGUGCAGCCAAAAAGCAAAAAAGAAAAGGAAACGCAAGGAAAUGAAAAAUAAAUCUUUACUAAGUGAUUCUAAAAGCAAGAAAAGGAAGUUGGCUGUUUCAGAAGAUGAAGAUAAUGCUAAGCCUAUGAGUUACGAUGAAAAGAGACAAUUGAGCUUGGACAUCAAUAAAUUGCCAGGGGAAAAACUGUCUCGCAUUGUUCACAUCAUCCAGUCUAGGGAGCCGUCUCUGAAAGAAUCCAAUCCUCAUGAAAUUGAAAUAGAUUUUGAAACCUUGAAACCAUCCACUUUAAGGAGCUUGGAAAAAUAUGUUGCGCUUAUCCUGCGGAAGAAACCCAAAAAAUCAAAUGCAGAAAAACCCAUAAAAUCAAAAGAUGAGCUGAAUAAGGAAAAGAAACAGGAACUUGAGAAGAGACUUCAGGAUGUUAGUGGACAACUAAACUUUGCCAAGAAGGCUAAACCCUCAGGUGAUGCCACGGCUGUGUCUCAGACGAUUGGAGGGCCAAGUCGAUUAAGCGAAAGUAGCAGCAGCUCUUCAUCCUCAUCUGAUAGCAGCAGCGAUUCCAGUUCAUCAGAUAGCAGUGACUCGGACUCAGAGACUCAAGCGCCUAAUAAGAAUAUUCUUCUUGUGAAGGAAAACUGGUUGUCUCAUACUGUAGUAUCUAAUGUGCCCUCUGUUGCUGAGUGUUCACUCUCACAAGACCAGCAACAUACUGUAAAAGGCCCACCGCUCACCCAGCCAGUGAAAUCACUUCUUCCUAAUGCAGAUGAAUUACCGGACUGCCUUCUCCUUCCACCGUUAGAUAUAAGUAGAUUGCUGUCACCUAUCAGAUCUCCUAUAUUUGAAGUUCCCAGUGAUAAUGUGGUUCAGACAGUACAAUCCUGUUUAAAACACAGGAAUGGAGAAUCGAUAAAGAAUGGGGAAACAUCUAAUCUCUUGCUCCAGCAUGAAGCAACUGUAGAAUGCAAAAAUGACAUUGGAGAUGUACCCGAACCAGAAAAUAAUGUACCAAAUGAAUGCCAGAAACUUGACAUGGAGCAGAUUCCUGAAGUGUGCGACAUUCCAUCCAUUGUGGGCGGUGGUGAUGCCAGAACUCCAACAAAGCAACUCUCUCACCAUGGUAAAGGUCUGAUCAUCCUGGCUGGGGACUCCAAUGUGGUCCUGAAUCCCUCAGUUGAUAGGACCACCACCCUUUCCGGGACCACACCCCCUGAUGCUGUUCAAUCUAAAUUGAUGCGCUCCCUCCUAAACACACACCCUCGUCUUUUCAAUGUCAAGAAAUCUGGUUCCCCCCUACAUCCAUCCUCCCUCUCCGCCAAUAUCUCCAUGCUACCCAAACCGGCUCCUCGAACCUCCUCUCCCUCCUAUACUUCCAGCUCAACACCCUCUCCUCCACCGCCACUCACCGGUAUGUCACAAAUUGGCAGCAGGAUCUCCACCAUGCGAGGCCCCCUGAGGAGUGGGGGUCAAUUUGGGAUGCGAUCUCCAGGUGCUCCCGAAACAUCACCACCCAGGAGGCGGCCUAUAAGGUGCUCUCCAGUGACCUGUAAGGUUGCUAACUCCAGUUGGGCCAGUUACUCCAAAGCACUGAGCACUAUUCCUGUGACCAUCAAAUCAUCAAGUGACAGCUUCCAGCAAUUUAGGAAGGCUGCAAUAGCCAAAGAAGAGAAGGAGAAAGCACUCAAAGCUCAGAAAAUGCAAUUAGAUGAAAGUAAAGCUACUCUAACCAUCUCAGAAGAGAAGGCUACAGAGAAAAUUGUCAUUACAACACCAGAAACCAAGACUCUUGAUGUGCAAUGCUUAGUUAUACAAGAGAUAGUUAAAGAGGCACAACCAGUUGAGAUUAUCCUCAAUGAGCAUGUUAAGGAGGAACGAGACCUUGCAAGGAAGAGAGAGCAGGAAAGACGUCGCAAAGAGACGAUGGAUGGAACCAUUGACAUGUUUUUUCAGAGCAAUGUUAUGGCAGAUUUUGAAGAACAUCUAUGCUAAUAAUUAAAACCAUACUUUUGUAAUGAUUGUUCACUU